UGAACUAAACACCGCCUCCAUUUUCUCGUGUGUAUGUUUUUGCACCGUUGAUGUAAGCUGGAAGGUACAACAGGACCGAACGCAGAGACACUAUAUAAUCAGAAAUGGACGGCAUCAGCGAUGUUGCAGUUGGAGUGAAGAGAGGAUCAGAUGAGCUGAGUAUGUACAACAGUCCCAACAAUGGCAUGAGCAGUAUGAGUGAUGGAGUUCCAGUGGCAGUGAUAGUAAAAGCUGAGGGUAGAGGAAGCACCACCGUCUCGUGUGCUUCACAUCAGGAAGUUGCCCAACGAAGCCUCGAGACGGAAUCAUUGCCUGGCUUACCUUUUGGAAAAGUCACAAUAUCCUUUACCCUUAAGGGAAAGAACCAAGCUUUUUUGGAGAUGGGCGCUGAAGAUGCUGCCAUCACCAUGGUUAACUACUACACUACCGUCACUCCUCACAUCCGCAACGUCCCUGUCUUUAUUCAAUACUCAAAUCACAAGGAGCUCAAAACUGAUGCCGGCAAUCAGCGGACCCAGGCGGUGCUGCAGGCGGUUUCGGCAGUUCAGUCUGGUGCGUCCCCUGCCUCAGAUGUCCAGGAAAUACUUGCCACCGCCUCUAGUCCAGUACUGCGGAUCAUCAUCGACAAUAUGUUCUACCCUGUAACACUGGAUGUUCUACAACAGAUUUUUUCCAAGUUUGGUACCGUCAUGAAGAUAAUCACAUUCACUAAGAACAACCAGUUCCAAGCCCUUCUGCAGUUCAGCGAACCUGUCAACGCCCAGCAGGCUAAACUGGCACUUGACGGUCAGAAUAUCUACAAUGCGUGCUGCACACUGCGGAUUGACUUCUCCAAGCUUGUCAACUUAAAUGUCAAAUAUAACAAUGAUAAGAGUCGUGAUUACACACGACCAGAGCUGCCUGCUGGUGAUGGCCAACCCACCAUGGACCCUGCUGUAGCUGCAGCUCUCAGCAAAGACAACUCCCUCCUUGGUAAGAUUCCAGGAGCCCUGAACCCACUCAGUGCAGCAGCGGUCGCUGCUGCUGCUGCAGGAAGGGUGGCGCUAGCUGGACAGACAGGGUCCAGUGGGGUGCUCUUGGUCAGCAAUCUGAAUGAAGAGAUGGUUACGCCCCAAAGUCUGUUUACCCUCUUCGGAGUCUACGGUGAUGUCCAGAGGGUGAAAAUUCUUUACAAUAAGAAAGACAGCGCUCUCAUUCAGAUGUCCGAUGCCAACCAGGCUCAGUUAGCCAUGAGCCACUUGAAUGGCCAAAAGAUGUAUGGGAAAAUUAUCAGGGCCACGCUAUCCAAACACCAGACGGUGGCACUGCCUCGCGACGGCCUGGACGACCAGGGCCUGACCAAGGACUAUGCGAACUCUUCCCUUCAUCGCUUCAAGAAACCUGGAUCCAAGAACUUUCAAAACAUUUUUCCACCAUCUGCCACUCUCCAUCUCUCCAACAUCCCGCAAGAUGUCACAGAGGAUGACCUACGACUGCUCUUCUCAAACGCCGGAGGCACUGUGAAAGCAUUUAAGUUUUUCCAGGAUCGCAAAAUGGCAUUGAUCCAGAUGUCGACAGUAGAAGAGUCUGUCCAAGCUUUGAUUGACCUUCACAACUACAACAUGGGAUGUAACCAACACCUAAGAGUUUCCUUCUCAAAGUCCACCAUUUAACACUUUGACCCCAAAUUAAAAAAACAAAAACGAUUCAUUCACUCAAUUGUCAGAAGCUAUUUUUGGUUGAGGGAAACGUCAUGUUCAUCCAAAAUUGGGAAUGUUGGAGUUGACUCGCCAGCUAUUUCCAAUACCUCUGGAAAAGAUUGACGUUGAUUGUUAUUCCGUAUGAUACUUUGAUGUAGAGCAGCAUUUAUUUCUUAAUGUAGACAAAAAUAUACACGUGCCUUAUUUGAUAUCAGCUAUCCAGAGCAUACACAUUUAUUAAGACCCCUCAUAUGCUUUUUAUACUCAUGGAUAUACUCUAAACAGUAUCGGGUUUGUUAGACAUGACAACUCUUUCGAGCAUUGCCACCGCUCAGGUUGUUUGGAUUUUUCACUUUGGAUUGUGGAGUUUCGAUUUCUGAUAUUUACUUUUAACGCCAGUCCCCAGCCAACAAACUACUGUGUUCUUCUCCUUAAACGUGUCCUUAUUUUUGGCUUUAAUAGCAUUCCCACUCUCCCCCUGCUUCUGUAUUUUCAGUAAUGACUUUUGGUGACAACGUGGCUUGCAUAUUUUAUGGCUGGUUUUCAAACAUUUGCUGUCUUUUACAUAGCAGUAUGAUAUUGUCAACAUUUUAUUUGAAGCAAUGUAUGGUUACAAAACAGGUUACUUGAGACUUUUACUCAGUUGGACCAAAGUUUCCGUGCCUUAAGUAUUCCUGUGAUUCAAAAAAAAAAACAAAGUUGGCAUUUCCAAGAAUUUGAGUGCCGAUUUGAGUCAUCUUUUCUGCAUUUCUUCUGUAGCAUGCUAAAUAAAACUUUUCUCAAAUAGU
This is a messenger RNA of Syngnathus acus (greater pipefish), 2467 nucleotides long. RefSeq names its product polypyrimidine tract-binding protein 2-like. The transcript has 14 exons. Gene Ontology annotation, cellular component: nucleus. The record is from RefSeq and is a predicted model, not a curated record. Lineage: Eukaryota; Metazoa; Chordata; Actinopteri; Syngnathiformes; Syngnathidae. The coding region runs from base 105 to 1652 and encodes 515 amino acids. Gene Ontology annotation, molecular function: mRNA binding. Gene Ontology annotation, biological process: mRNA processing; regulation of RNA splicing.